Molecule: messenger RNA, 1095 nt
Organism: Coniosporium apollinis CBS 100218
Lineage: Eukaryota; Fungi; Ascomycota; Dothideomycetes
Exons: 1
Coding region: 1-1095 (364 amino acids)
Biological process (GO): RNA splicing; generation of catalytic spliceosome for second transesterification step
Cellular component (GO): U4/U6 x U5 tri-snRNP complex; U2-type post-spliceosomal complex; U5 snRNP
Source: RefSeq, a predicted model, not a curated record
AUGGAUUUCGCCUCCCUGAUGUCCGCUCAGAUUAAUAAGAGCAAAUCCCAGACCACUACCGACUCAUCUAAAAAGUAUCUUAAGCGCUCUGAGGUAGAAGCGCAACGUCAGGCCGAUUACCUCGCUGAGCAGCAAGCCAUCGAAGAAGCGCGCCUCGCCAAGCUAGAGAGAAAGCGCAAGUAUGAGGAAGAUGAAGCUGAGCGCAACCGCGAGCGAGAAGAGAAGCGGCAGAGGUUAGCCGAGCAGUCGCGCAAGCGGCGGGAGGAGGAGGAGGAGGAGGCCGAGCGGAAACGGAGGAAGAAGUUGGGACUGCCGGAGCUGCCGCCCAAGAAGAAGGACGGGGAGAAGGAGGACACGCCCCUGCCGGAGGGCGAAGAUGAUAUUCCGGAUGAGGAGCUGGUUACCAAGUUACGGGAGCUGGAUGAACCUGCACGCCUUUUCGGAGAGAGCCACCGACAGCGGCUUCGACGGUACAAUCGGCUGACGGGACGUUCGGUAUCUGGAACACCGGCGCCUGUUUUGAGCGACGGACCGAUACCAACUGUCCUCCAGCUGGUCCCUGAGGCAGAGAUGAAAGUGCCACCGAAGCCUCCAAAAGAUGCCGCAGGGCGAAAGUUUCUGUUCCGGCAGCUAGCUUCUUAUUUCACAAUGGUACUGCGAGAAUGGGAGGUAGCAUUAGCACAGCGGCCCGUGGAAGUCAAGACGAGCUUUCAAGGCAAAGCGGCGUACAACGCCAUGGUGCAAGCACGGGAGAACAUGCGGCCGCUCUUCAAGAAGCUUGAAAAGGGAGAGCUAGAAGAAAGCAUCUUGGAGCCCGUGGUCGAGAUCGUCAAAGCAGCGCAAGAGAGGAGAUACGUCGAUGCGAACGACGGGUAUCUCAGAUUGAGUAUCGGCAAAGCGGCGUGGCCUAUCGGAGUCACCAUGGUUGGUAUUCACGAGCGCUCGGCAAGAGAAAAGCUCCACGAAAGUGACAAAGGAUCGGCGCAUAUCAUGAGCGACGAGGUGACGCGAAAGUUUCUCCAGAGUAUCAAGAGGUGCUUGAGCUUUGCGCAGACACGGUGGCCACCGGAUGAUCAGUUGCAAUUGAUGGGUUGA